AUGCUAAACACUCUAAUAAACCACCUAAUUAAUCCCCUAGCCUAUAUUGUGCCCGUCCUACUAGCAGUAGCCUUCCUAACUCUAAUCGAACGUAAGGUAUUAGGAUACAUGCAACUACGAAAAGGGCCAAAUGUAGUCGGACCAUAUGGACUUCUACAGCCCAUCGCCGAUGGAGUCAAACUAUUUACCAAAGAACCAGUCCGCCCCUCUACAUCCUCUCCAUUUCUAUUCCUAGCCACCCCCAUUCUUGCAUUAACCCUAGCCAUAACACUAUGAGCACCCAUGCCCAUGCCCUACCCAGUAAUUGACCUCAACCUGGGAGUCCUAUUUAUCCUGGCCUUAUCAAGCCUCGCAGUAUACUCCAUUCUAGGAUCAGGGUGAGCAUCAAAUUCAAAAUACGCAUUAAUCGGAGCCCUACGGGCCGUGGCCCAAACAAUUUCCUAUGAAGUGAGCCUAGGACUAAUUCUUCUAUCAGUCAUUAUCUUCUCAGGGGGCUAUACCCUGCAAACAUUUAGCACAGCCCAAGAAAGCAUCUGAUUACUAGCCCCUGCCUGACCACUAGCCGCAAUAUGAUAUAUCUCAACCUUAGCAGAAACAAAUCGAGCACCAUUCGACCUAACAGAAGGAGAAUCAGAAUUAGUCUCAGGCUUUAACGUAGAAUAUGCAGGAGGGCCCUUCGCCCUCUUCUUCCUAGCCGAAUAUGCAAAUAUCCUAUUAAUAAACACCUUAUCAGCCGUACUAUUCCUAGGAACAUCACACAUUCACCACAUCCCAGAGUUAACAACAAUUAGCCUUAUGACUAAAGCCGCACUACUAUCUAUCGUAUUCCUAUGAGUACGAGCCUCAUACCCACGAUUCCGAUAUGAUCAACUAAUACAUCUUGUAUGAAAAAACUUCCUCCCCCUAACACUGGCCCUAGUAUUAUGACACAUCGCCCUGCCAAUCGCACUAGCGGGCCUUCCCCCACAACUAUAA
Megalobrama amblycephala (Wuchang bream) is the source of this 975-nucleotide messenger RNA. NCBI's taxonomy places the organism in Eukaryota, Metazoa, Chordata, Actinopteri, Cypriniformes, Xenocyprididae. The record is from the annotation of a RefSeq genome assembly.